Molecule: messenger RNA, 1936 nt
Organism: Cryptococcus amylolentus CBS 6039
Lineage: Eukaryota; Fungi; Basidiomycota; Tremellomycetes; Tremellales; Cryptococcaceae
Exons: 10
Coding region: 224-1750 (508 amino acids)
Biological process (GO): peptidyl-threonine phosphorylation
Cellular component (GO): cytoplasm
Molecular function (GO): protein serine/threonine kinase activity
Source: RefSeq, a predicted model, not a curated record
CUAGGACAGGUUUAGAAAAGUGAGUGCAGUGACCAGACAUCAACAUCUUUUUGUUCUCCUUCUCACUUUUUCCCCUCAUCUACAGAGCACCGGCUGUCCCUGGAACACCACUUGACUAUCCCUCCGAAUCCCAGACUCUCCCUCGCCCAAGCGCCCUAACCCCAGCCUACCACCAGCCAUACUGGACCCUUCCCCAGACCGGCCACCAAGCUACGACGAAAUCAUGGACGACGACAUGGACGAUGCCUAUGGCAGCUACUACUCCUACUACAGCCGUCCCCGCGAUGCUCCGCCCAUAGUCAGGCUUGAUCCCAUCACCGACUACAACAUCCAAUAUGUGGAGGGCAGCGGGUCGAGUCGUGGCAAGAGCAUCGACCUUGUCUUCAUCCUGGACUGCACUGGGUCGAUGCAGAAAUAUAUCAAUUCGGUCCGCGACCAUAUCAUUGGCAUCUGUGAUAUGAUCCGAGGGGAGGAGGGGCUGAACGGCCCUGACGAUCUGCGAGUCGCUGUCGUCAACUAUCGAGACCACCCGCCCCAGGACAGCACCUACAUCUACAAAUUCCACCCCUUCACCUCUGACAUUCCCGAGCUCCAAACGUACAUCAAGGGCCUCACAGCUUCAGGCGGAGGGGAUGGCCCCGAGGCAGUGACGUCCGCUAUGGCCGCCACCCUGACCGAGCUCGAGUGGAGGCGGGAAGCGGCGAGAAUGGCAGUGUUGGUGGCGGACGCUCCCCCGCACGGAAUCGGAGAAGGCGGUGACCAGUUCAAGGGUGGUGAUCCUUUGGGACACGACCCUCUGGUUGUUGCGAGGACAAUGGCUCAGAACGGUAUCACUAUGUUUAUGGUCGCUUGCGAAGACACUCUUUCCGGCUACAGCCACGCCGUCGACUUUUUCCAAGCCAUCUGCAAUAUGACCUCGGGCGUCAUGCUCCCCCUUUUCUCCGCCGACUUGCUCGCCAUGACCAUUGUCGGAAGCGUUCUCGAGAAUAUGGACAUGGAGCGACUCAUAACGGAGAUCGGCAUGGAGGUGGCACAGAGGAUUAAGGAGAAGGGAGAGUCCAUGGAGAGUGUUGAAGAAGUUGCGCAAGAAUUGCACGAGCGACUGCUUUUGCGUAAUGAACAGACCAAGCAAGUCCGUUUACCAGAAGUCUACGUCCCGCACGAGAAUGCCAAAAAGAACGUCUCCACCUGGAUGAACGCCAGCUGUCUCGGCGAUGCCGUCCCCCACAUCCUCGCCGUACCGGGCAAACGCCUGACUGAAAAGUUCCGUAAACAAAACUACGCUGCCGGGUUCAACUACACCCCCGGCGGCCGUCUCCCCCCACGCCGCUCCACCUCCGUCGCUUCCCCGCCCUCCACCACCACCAGCACCACCUCCUCCGCGCUCGGUAUCCCGCCCACCCCCUCCUCCCCCACCGCUCACCCCCACCCCCACUCCCCACCGACAGCAACCUCCCCCUCCCGCAGGGUCGUCUCCGACUUUAAACCGUUCGGCGCGCCGGCAGCUGGGGAUGGGAAGAUGGGCGUGAGCGUCUUUGGGGCGCCGAUGCUCUCGACGCCGGGGCCUGGUGGGGGGAUGUUUGGGAGUAUGGGGCGGGCGCCGGGGGGGCAUGGGGGGUUGAGGGAGAGGGAGGAGGAGGAGGAUGAGGAGGAUGAUGAUGAGGGGGCGAGGUUGAGGAGGGAGGCGAUCAGUUUGGACCAGGCGAGGCGUAUUGCUACGCAGGCGGUAUUCCGGGCUGGCAGAUUCUGAUUCGAACGAGGUAAAUGUGCACAGUAGAAACAUCCAACGAAAUCCUUACGAACUUUUCAAACCGAUUUUACUUUCCUUGACUCUUGAACGAUCAUCUACUUUUAAUCUUUGGAAAACCUUUUGCAAAAGUUUCAUUCAACCACGAGACUAGAGAUCUGUGAUAUGUAUAGAGUAACGAUGUCGGGG